CGUCUUCAUCAAUGAUCAAACGGUCACAAGAGGGAGAGAGAAAAGAAGAAUUUCUCUCUUCUCUUCUCUCUCUGAAUAUAUGUGAGGCUUAGGCCUUCUCAUCUGGCUCUCUUUCCUUCCCAUCUCGCGUUUCCGAACAUCCAAGCAGACAUCGAAGAAGGAACAAAAAACCCACUUCUUCAAACCCCUCUUCCCUCUCAUUUAUCAACAAAAUAUACCCGAAAUCGACUUUGAACAACGCAAGAAACCGGAUUGAUUUUUUCUCCCAUUGUUUCUGAUAAUAUAAUCGCUGUGUAUUUUUUAUUUAGUUUGAACGCUCUUAACUGAGAUCUUGUCCUUCCUACAAUGAUCUUCGCUUUGUAGCGGACAAGGGUUCUUCAAUCGGAUCAGAAUUUUCACUGAGUUAGGGUUUUGAUCUGCAAUUUGAACUUGCCCGUUUAGUUCAUAUUGCUGGGUGGUGCAUAGUGGCUUUUCAUCCCUCACAAUUUCAUUGACGUAUCGCCCUAUUAAUGGGCAUGGAAGAGGACUGUAGGUACAAGUAGAAUUGUGUAGAGGGAGUGAAGAGAAAAGGAAUAAAGUUGAGAACACUUUGGAAGUUUUUAUAGCAGUGAAUUAUAGUGCAUUUUCAACUGUUGUCGGUGAGUGCCACGGUGAUUUGCUUUCCAUCUAGUUGUCAACAAUACUGUUGGAGCUUCUUGUGCAUCUGGAGUGUAACUUAGUAGAGAGUGGCUCUGGUGGACUGAUUCAACGGAUAGUUAAAAUGGAGGCUUACUAAGCUCAAAAGGAAUGUGGGGUCAUGGUGCAUGGACAAGAAAAUAGUUUCUGGCGUGUUCCCUUGCUGGAACAUUGUUGUGAGAAAGUAACAGGAGGAUAUUCUUUUUCCAAAAGCACUCUUUUUGCUGUUUAUAAAUUUGUGUGCAAUGUCUCGCUGCUUUCCAUUUCCACCAGAAGGAUAUGAAAAGAAGCCGAAUUCAGAUGUUGCAGACUUGCUAAAAGAGGAGAAGCACAAAGAGAAAAAACAUAAAAAGAAGAAAGAUAAGGAGAAGAAAGAAGGUAAAGAAAAAAAGAAUAAAGAUGGGCGGGAGGAGAAACACAGAGAAAAGAAAGACAAGAAAGAUAAACACAAGGACAAGAAGGAAAAGAGUAGGGACAAGAAAAGGGACAAAGAGACCAAAAGCAAAGAUGAAGAUAAAAAAGGCAUUUUUAAGGAAGCACCAGCUGUGUGGGAUCCUGGAUCUUCUUCGUGUGCAGGAGAAUCUGAUAGGAAAGUUGAGCACAAUAAAAACUUCAUUAGUUCAGAGGAAAAGGGACACACUUUUCCAUUACAAUUCCAGCAUGGGCAGGAAGCCUCUAAAGGCACGGAUCUUGUUCGUGAGGCAGAAGAGGCAAAAUUUGUGCAGGAGCUGGGUAGGAGGAUCAGAAAUGAAGAAAAUGGAAAAGGGAUCCAGUUGGUGGGAAGAUUCCGUGGCGAGGGGAAUAAUGAUAAAAGGACGGACAUGGCUAUUGGGGUCAAGGUUUCUAGAAGUUUGGCUCAAGAUAAGGGAACUAACAUGGCAAAGAGUGGUGUUGAUUACAACAGGAAGACUUAUUGUGCAGCUGAAUUUGAUAAGAAAUUUGAUCGUGAUAAGAACUUCAUUGGGCAGGAGACCAUUAAAGGCAAGGAUCUUGCUGGAGAGGCAGAGGAUGCAAAAUUUGUGCAGGAGCUGGGUAGGAGGAUCAGAAAUGAAGAAAAUGGAAAAGGAACCCAGUUGGCGGGAAGAUUCCUUGCUGAGAAUAACAAUGAACGGAUGGGCAGGGUUAUUGGUGUCAAGGUUUCUAGAAGUUCGUCUCAAGACACAGGAACUACCAUGGAUAGGAGUGGUGUUGAUAACAGGAAGAUGGAAUUUGUGGGUGUAAUCAAGAAUGGAUCUGGAUAUAGUGGUACUGCAGUGUCCUUUUCUAACAUCCCUGGGGCCAGCAAAUUUCAACUUGAAGGAAUGCCUAUGGCUGGUGUGGUCAAGGAUUCAAGGAAUUUUGUUGAAAAUAAGGAGACCUACAUGGAGAAGAGUUUUGAUUGCAGGAAGAUGGAUCCACGUGCAAUCCAAAAUGAAUCUAGACAUGGUGGAAAUGCAAUUCUCCCCAACAUCACUGAUGCCAGCAAAUUUCAACUCGAAGGAAUGCCUAUGGCUGGUGUUGUCAAGGAAUCAAGGAUUUUUGUUGAAAAUAAGGAGACCUACAUGGAGAAGGGUUUUGAUUCUAGAAAGAUGGAUCCAAUCCCAAAUGAAUCUAGACAUAGUGGAAAUGCAAAUCUCCCCAACUUCACAGGGCUCAACAAAAGUAUGCUUGAAGGAAUGCCCAGAACACUGGAAGAGAAUAAUAAUCAAAGGAAAGGGGAAAAAGAGAAGAAUAGAGAAAGAGGUGAUGAAAAAUUGGGAGACAAGAGCAAGGAUAAAGAUAGAGAUAAGAAAAGACACAAGAAAAGUAAAGACCGUGAAAAAGAGAAGAAAAAGGAGAAGUCGAAGCAGAAAAUUGAGCAUGAUAAGCUCCUAGACAUUAGCAGCAAUCAAAUUUCAGAACUUUCAAGGGAUAACAAUGCUGGCUCCACUUUUGAUGUAAAUCUCAAAAAACGAAAACUGGUUACGAAUGGCUUGCUGUAUGAUAAUGAAGCUAGGCCUUCUAAAAUACCCAAGCCUGCCUCUCAUGAGCCAAUGCAGAAUGGAAUCAAAGUUGAAACUCUCCGUGUUUCCUUCAAUUCAAAUAGACUAGGUUCUUCUGAGCUUAAGGUGGUUAAUAAGGUGCCGAGGAUGAAUGGUACUGUGCAUGGUCAGCCAUUGUCUAUUCCGAGACCAAAGCUUUCACCACCAGCCACUGGUGUUGGUCAAAUUGCUGAAACACCUAGGAAAUCUCCUCAAGGUGAUCCAACUGCAGAAACAUCUCGGAGAACCCUUCACGUUGAUCAAAUUUCUGAAACUCUUGGAAAACCUCCUCGCACUGAUCAAAUUGCCGAAAACCUUGGCAAACCUCAUUAUGAUCACAUUGCUGAAACUCUUGGCAAACAUUCUUAUCAUGAUCAAAUUGAUGAAACACUUGGGGAACCUCUUGAAGCUAAUCGAAUUGCUGAAACACUUGGGAAACCUCCUGAAGCUAAUCGAAUUGCUGAAACACUUGGGAAACCUCCUGAAGCUAAUCGAAUUGCUGAAACACUUGGGAAACCUCCUGAAGCCAAUCGAAUUGUUGAAACGCUUCGUAAACCUCCUGAAGCUGAUCGAAUUGCUGAAGCACUUCGGAAACCUCCAGAAGCUGAUCAAAUUGUUGAAGCUUCUAGAAAACCUCCCCAUCAAUCUGCUGAGACAUCCAAGAAGCUUCGUCAUCCCAAUUUAGUCGUUGAGUCAUCUAAGAAAUCCCCUCAUCCCGAUACCAAGUAUCUGAGCCAGAUACUCACUGUUCCCAAAAUUGAAGAGUUGAUUGACUGUGACGAUGAUGGCAAUGAAUGGUUGUUUGGAAGCAAAAAACCUUUGGUUAGAAAGCCAGGGGUGGGUUCCAACGUGGAGCUGCAGGUAUGGUCUGAAGCUCGGCACUUAGAAUCUGCAGACAUUUAUGCUUUGCCAUACGUUAUUCCAUAUUGAAUGCUCGGGGUUUGAUUGAAUCCUAUUAUUGGUGGGGAAAUCAGGAGGCUUGGACAAAGAAUAUACGGUGGGAACUCGGCGGGUUGAACUGUUUUUGCUUGUGUUCUUGAAUGUUAGGGGGGGAUUAUGCCCUAUAAAAAAGGAACACCAAAUUCAUUGAAAGAGGGGUUUUUCCCCAAAGCCCACCAUGGUUGUGUGACGUCAUACGUCAUAGUGUGUGUGCACUAACUAAUAUCCACAAUGUGUCACGUAAAGCUUAUUCCGUUAGUGUAAAGCUCAGAGGCUUCUUUCUAAUCUGAGUGUGAGAGAAAGUUGAGCUUGUGGCCUUUACACCUCCAAAAAUUUUGAUUUGUAACAUAGAGCUUUUAUAGAUGUAAAAUAGAGGGAAAAUGAAAGCAUGAUUUCAAU
Molecule: messenger RNA, 4013 nt
Organism: Cuscuta campestris
Lineage: Eukaryota; Viridiplantae; Streptophyta; Magnoliopsida; Solanales; Convolvulaceae
Source: the annotation of a GenBank genome assembly